This is a messenger RNA of Lucilia cuprina (Australian sheep blowfly), 3375 nucleotides long. RefSeq lists its product as uncharacterized. The record is from RefSeq and is a predicted model, not a curated record. NCBI's taxonomy places the organism in Eukaryota, Metazoa, Arthropoda, Insecta, Diptera, Calliphoridae. The transcript has 2 exons. Bases 169 to 2376 code for a protein of 735 amino acids.
AAUGAAAAAAAAACAUACAAAAUUUUCACUUACUCGAUGUCGUAUUGAACAAAUUAAACAUGAAUAAAUAAAUUAAAUAAAGUUUAAAUAAACAAAAAUCAAACAUUACUGAUUAAACGCAUUCACGGUGCCAUAAUUAAAACUACACCAACAUAAAACUGUUAAAAAAUGCGUUUGUAUGUGAAACGUAAAAGUGGAAAUGGUGAACUCAACCUGAGUUAUGAAGGAAAAUAUCUUUUGGAUCCACGAUAUAUGACAAAACGUGAUUUACAAUUUUACUAUCGCUACUACAAUAUGACAAAGAAACGAAAACACUUCAAAAAAAUAAUCAUAAUGGUUCUAUGCAUCUGUUUCUUUUCUUAUAUUUUUAUCGAUUUUAAUUUGAAAACGAAAUUAAUACAUUUAAGGGACCGUUUUGAAUUUAUCGCCCGCAUCGAUGCUGACUACAAUAUAAGUCAGGCAUAUUUUAUUGAUUUGCCUGGAUGCCGCAUGCCUUACUUUCCUGUCACCGAUGACAAUAUAAUACAAUUCAUGUAUAAGCCAAGAAAUUUUUCAUGCAAAAAAGCUUUAAUGCGCACCAGUGACGUUGGUGGUGCGGUCCUUAUGUUGAACAUGAAUGAGAAGGAAAUCUAUGACACCUACGAAAUACGAGACUUGUCGAAUUUGUAUUGUAAUUAUACCGAAAUACGGAGAAUAAAUGAUCAACAUAAUCAAUAUUUAGAACCGGUUCCAUUUCAACUAGGUUACAAUACACAUGUUAUCAUAAAGCCGGGCAUUGAAUUCCUAAUGGUCGAGUGCUGGCCGAAAAAUAACGAAGAAAACAUUGUCUACAAGGAUUUUCAUUUCUUUGUCACUGAAAAUGUUUCCUCAAAUGCAAUAUCAAGCAGUACUAAUAGAGACGAAUUGUUAUUAGACGAGGAUGACGUUACCAAAAGCUUUUCCGGUUCAAAUGACUCACACAUUAAAAAUAAUAAUAAUACUACAUCCCAAAGUAGUGAAAGUCGUCUGUCGGUUAUGAUCAUGGGAAUGGACAGUGUAUCACAUUUGAAUUUCUUGCGACAAAUGCGUUCAAGUGCAUCAUAUAUACACAAUAAACUGAAUUAUAUUGAAUUUUGGGGAUACAACAAGGUGGGCGAUAAUACAUACCCCAAUCUUAUGCCGGUUUUAACAGGUUUUGACGAGGAUGAGGUGGCCAUUUCGUGCCUAGGUCCAGCUCCUAAAUUUUCUAGUAGUCUUUAUGACAACUGCUCUCUUAUAUGGAAACGCUACAAGGAAGCUGGUUUCAAAACAGUCUACGCCGAAGAUGUUGGUGCUUUGAGUCUUUUCAACUGGCGGCAUUCUGGAUUCAAAAAGGCCCCCACCGAUUACUACCUUCGGCCAAUACUUCUCGAGAUGGAACGACACAUCAGCUACGAGAAGCGUUUAAAUGUCGCUCUCUGCAUGGGUGGACGCCGAACAGCAGAUGUUUUGCUCGAAUAUAUUCGUAAACUAAUACCGAUGAUGAAGCAUGAAAACUUCUUUGCAUUCUUUUGGACGGUUGCAAUGACACAUGACCUUUUUAAUAUGCCAAUGUUAUUCGAUGAAGACAUAAAACAUCUCUUGGAAAACUUUGACAUAAAUGGAAUACUCAAUCGCACAAUUAUAUUUCUUAUGAGUGAUCAUGGAAUAAGAUGGGGAUCGUUUCGCAAGACCUAUCAGGGCAUGAUGGAAGAGCGACUGCCACUUCUUAUAGCACUAUAUCCGCCGUGGUUUAAACAGAAGUACCCAGAGGCAGUCAGCAAUUUAGAAGCAAAUGCAAAACGUUUAUCAACUCCCUACGAUCUUCAUGCUACAAUGUUGGAUCUCCUUGACUUACGCAAGUUAAGUGCUAAACAAUUAGUUAAACGCAGCGCUGAACUGAAUGAUCCCGAUACAAGCAUGCCACGAAGUAUCAGCCUUUUUUUGCCGAUUCCAAAAAGCCGCACUUGCGAAAAUGCCUACAUUGCCUCGCAUUGGUGCAGUUGCCAUCAGCACCAAGAAUUGCCCACCAAUGAUGGCCGAGUGCAAAAAGCUGCCCGUUACAUUGUCAAAUUAAUAAAUGAUCGCCUAAAAGAUCAUCCUCAAUGUCGUGUUUUAUACUUGAAUUCAAUAACAUAUGCUACGGUAGCUGCGCCCCAUCACAAAAUCGUCAAAGAAUUGGGGGUCAGUGAUUAUUCAAUUGAUAUAACAUUACGUCUGCAAACAAAGCCUGGUCUCGGACUAUUCGAAUCAACUGUCAGAAUGUCUAGCUAUAACACUGCAUUGACAGGUACUAUAAGUCGCAUUAAUCUCUACAGCAGUCAAAGUUAUUGCAUCGAUGACUAUGCCCUGAAAAUGUUUUGCUAUUGUCACAGAUAAAUAUUGAAACUAUCCAGGCGUUUUGUUAUUUACUUGACCCAAAUUGGGUUAUAUUGACACAAUACAAAAUUAAUGAUUUAUGUUUCAGAUUUCAAUUUACAAAGUUCUCAUAAAAUAAGACUUAUUAAAAAAACUUUAAAUUGUACUAAAUAAAGCUUUAAACUAAGUUAAUUAAAACAAUAAUUAAAAAUAACUACGGUCAGUACUAUGUAUACGACUGUAGAAUUAGUAUUCCACAAAUAUUAUAUCAAUUAUACUAUAUACUACAACUACAUACAUAUAUUUAACAAACAUAAAUACAAAAUUAAAAAAAAUGUAGUCAUAAAUAUUUAUCACCAUUUUCUCAAUACUGGUGAAAUUAGAAAUUAUAAAUUUAUUUAGAUUUAACUAAUUCAUAUUUGUAUAUAAAUAUAUAGCACUUAAAAAUUUCUGAAACUAUAUUCUUAUUUUAAAAUACUAAUUUUUAAAUAGAUGUGAAAAUAAUAAAAACCGUCAAUACCCUUAAGUUCACUUAGCUGAAUUGAAACGAUUGGAAAGAAUAUCAAAUUCUCUUUUUUUCUUCUCCACCAUAAUCAAAAUAAUAACUUAGGUUAAGUUAAUACUAUUCCAUAUGGUCAACAUGAACUUAAAAACCCGUAACUCGGUGCUGUUAUUUGAUGUUACACAUUUGUCCAAAGCGAUGUAAAACGUAAAACUCUCAAAAGCAUGGCAAAAAGGACGUCCUGAAAAUGUCAACGAUGUACGAAGAUCUUCCUACACCCAUAGGUGAAUUACGAAUUCACCGCCUUUGAUAUAUUUCAGAGACUGUAAAUAACAGUUAUUCUGAAAUUUGUAACCCAAAAAAGUCUAUAUUGGAGUCAACGUAGACCUAUACUAUUAUAUACCAAUAUACUCGUAUUGAAUGUAUGGUGAUUUGAAAAAAACGAUCUUCGCUCCACAAAUAACAGUUAUUUUUUAACGGAAAAAUAAAAGUCUGAUUGAAACAGUUGAAAAAUUAGU